GGGUAAGAAAAGAGAGGGAGAGAUCAUUUGUAUGUUUGAGUGAUCACGUCAUUCCGCAGUUAUUCGGUGAUUCUCAAACAAUUCAAACGUCAGUGUGACAUUUAGUUUGUGAGUGAUCCAGGAUCUCCUGGAAGGAUCAUCCCAGUGACGAAUAAUUCGCAGUGCCAAGGAGAAAAGGAUCAGAAAACGAGUCAAGUAAUCAGGAAUUAUGAUUGAGAGAAGCGACAUUCCACAGUCAAAAUAUGGCGUCGCACGGCGUUUUGCUUGCUCUUGCUGCCCCUAUGGCUACCACAUUGACUUGGAUUUUGUCAAAUACUGCGAAACAUUGCACAGGACACCACCAAUUAGUCGAAGGGUACGAUCAGCUCGACGACAGCGCCACUCAAUGGAUAUCAUGAUGGGUUUCAUAAGUGUUCCGGAACCAACACCAGCACCAACCAAAAAUACCGAAUAUGACUCAAUUUGUGCCACAGAUGCACUUGCAGAUGCCGUUUGCAAUUUCGAAAUGACCCUCCUCAGUGCAGCUGUCAAAACAGAAGCAAAAAUUGCCGAACCAGAACCCGAAGGAGGUCGAAGUGCACUGGAGUAUGCUAGAGAGCAAAUGGCACAGCAUUUGGGACGAAUUCGUAGUUUGGAGGAACAACUGAAGGUAAUACCGGCUCUCAGGCUGCAAAUUGAUAUGUUGACUGAGGAGAAACGUCGGCUCGAAGGACGCCUUUUGCUAUCGCCCAAACUGUCAUGUCGCCGAGAUGUUGGCAGUCAGUGCAUUGGGAUUGGACAGGAAAAUGCAUAUACAAACACAGAACGUAUUGCAAUGAUACCCAAACAGCUACAAUGUAGUCCAAAUAUUGAAUCUCGUCUGACUCAGACAGCAGCCAUUGUCACCUACACACGUGCAACUUCCACUGAAGUAGCAGUUGCUGUCCAAAGUGUCAUGCGUGAUGCAUCAACACUGACAGAUAUGCAAGUUUUGGCAGUUGAACCUGAAACAGUUGCAGCAAUUCCGAGCAUUAGUACAGCAACUCAGACAUUUGCUCAUCAAUCAACUGAUAAGUAUCAACAGACAGAUUUAUCAGUUGUCUCAAGGGGACUUCAAUGUGACAUUCGACCUGCAACAGUUGAGGUUAGAAUGCAAACAAUUGAUCCAAUUGUAAUCUAUGCAGAAACACAGACGCCAUCUCAGGAGUUAUCUUGUUCCGAGACACAAACCGAAGAGAUUAUUUUUGACGUUAGCGAAGACAGUGAAAUGGAGGACGAAGAUAAUGAAUCCCUAAAAUCUCCCCUGUCAGCCAUCAAUGAAGAUACCGAGGAGAGAGAAACGUAAGUUGAAUG
This is a messenger RNA of Phlebotomus papatasi, 1332 nucleotides long. RefSeq lists its product as uncharacterized. The record is from RefSeq and is a predicted model, not a curated record. The transcript has 2 exons. Gene Ontology annotation, biological process: negative regulation of actin filament polymerization. Gene Ontology annotation, cellular component: cytoplasm; cytoskeleton. The coding region runs from base 209 to 1324 and encodes 371 amino acids. Lineage: Eukaryota; Metazoa; Arthropoda; Insecta; Diptera; Psychodidae.